AUGGAGUCUGUCUGGUUGUCUCAUUUCCCUGGAAGUUGUAUUAGUUUGCUCUUUCAUGAAGCUGGGGUAGAAAUAUGGAGAAAAAAAAAAUCACUGCAUAAAAAAUUGUCCCUUUGUUUGAAGGUUCAAGCUCAAGUGCGACAUGCCAAACUCAACUUUGACAAACUGAAGACUGAUGUCUGUCAAAAAGUGGAUCUCUUGGGAGCAAGCAGAUGCAACCUCCUUUCUCAUGUGUUAACAACAUAUCAGACAACACUUCUUCAUUUUUGGGAAAAAACUUCACACACAAUGGCAGCCAUCCAUGAAAGUUUCAAAGGUUAUCAGCCGUAUGAAUUUACUAUGUUAAAGAGCUUACAAGAUCCUGUGAAUAAACUAACAGAAAAAGCAGAAAAGGAGGACCUGGAGAUUGAGAGCACCAAAUCAGUACAAGAUCAGCACAGUCAGUUGAUUUCAUUAGAUGAGGAGAGCCAUGCCAAGGAAUCAAACUAUUCAGGUGCCAUAGAUCACUUGUUAGACCUGCAACCUGAAGAAAAUGCUUCAAAGGAUCAGUUUGUGAGGUCCCUGGAAUCAGAACCUGGUGAUAAGGAUGACAUGGUAUUACUGAAUGAGAUCCUCAACGCUUCCUCCCUGGAUGAGGGGGAAUUCAGCAAAGAGUGGACAGCUGUUUUUGGACAGGUUGCACUUGCAGAUCUCACCAUGAACUCUUCGGCUGGAGAUAUGGAGAGCACUUCAUCAUCGGUGGCACCAACACCAUCAGGCUACUUGCCCUCACAGCUGUUAGACCAAAACAUGAAUGACUUGCAGUCGUCUUUACAUGGAUGGGCAGCCAACAGCGUGAGCCCCCUGUCUAUACCACAGCCAGCACAGAAACCAAACAGCCUGAAUGUGAAUGCUAACAAGACGCCUGUGAAAGAACCUAUGAAGAAUCCUAAAGACUUGACUGCCUGGUUCAGUCUCUUUGCUGACCUUGACCCAUUGUCCAAUCCUGAUGCUGUUGGGAAAACUGAUAAGGAACAUGAAUUGCUUAAUGCAUGAGUCAGCUGCCUAUGGUAACUCAUAUUCUUCUCUUCGUCAACACUAUUUUGGGGUUUAAAAAAUAAAAACUAAAUGGAAAUUAGUAUGCUGUUGUGAAACUAUAAAGUAUGUGCCAUGAUAAUAAAACUAAAAUGAAUUAAUCCCCUUUUAUAUAGGUACAGUUAUUUGCUCGUUUUGUAUAAAGAGUUUGCAUUUAUUUUCUACGUGGAUUUACAAAAAUGAGGUUAAGAAUUAGGGCAGAUUUCUCGCCAAAUUAGAUUAUCUGCUGAAACACUGUCUUUGCCUAAGGUGAUGCGGAGCUAACACUGGAGUGAAAUACAAAUUGCAAACCUAUUUUUUUAUAAUGUUUCUUGAGUAAAUUUUAAAAAAAUCAUGUAACUGAGGAAUCUGCAUGAUUCAAACAUCUAUCAUGUAUAUAAUAAUAUACCUGCUACGUUAAGACGUCAACUAAAUUUUUGUUAUUACUCAUAGUGAAAAACCUGUGCUGGGGCUAAUUAUUGAAGAAAUAUAUUUCGGUCUGUGCAGCCAUGGAAAUUGUGCCCUUUCUGAUUUAACUUAUUAGACAAACUGUACUACAUAAGCAGAAGUCAUGCCCAGCAGGCUUCUUUUCUGAGGUUUUUCUCCAUUGCACCAACAGAAUUUGUGCCUGUUUGCAGAAGUUUCUUGCAAUUGAUGCUUUACCAUGCCUUCACAACAUUCAUGUUUCUGUUUGCAGUACUUUUCAUCCAGUUUAUUUCUGAAGCAUGUGUUGUUUUGAGCUUGUUGUGACAUUAAUUCUUCAAUAAAAUGUUUUUGACAAAAA
Messenger RNA from Antrostomus carolinensis (chuck-will's-widow), 1837 nucleotides. RefSeq names its product islet cell autoantigen 1. NCBI's taxonomy places the organism in Eukaryota, Metazoa, Chordata, Aves, Caprimulgiformes, Caprimulgidae. The record is from RefSeq and is a predicted model, not a curated record. Gene Ontology annotation, cellular component: Golgi apparatus. Gene Ontology annotation, molecular function: protein domain specific binding. Gene Ontology annotation, biological process: regulation of transport. The transcript is spliced from 8 exons. The coding region runs from base 1 to 1035 and encodes 344 amino acids.